Molecule: messenger RNA, 4050 nt
Organism: Penicillium cosmopolitanum
Lineage: Eukaryota; Fungi; Ascomycota; Eurotiomycetes; Eurotiales; Aspergillaceae
Exons: 4
Coding region: 1-4050 (1349 amino acids)
Source: RefSeq, a predicted model, not a curated record
AUGUUCGGCCGUCGCAAAAGGAGCUCCUCUCAUCAUCAUCAGCCACUCUCCACACCCGCAGCACAUUCAGCGCAGUCCGCAGCGAGCCAUGCCUUCCUGAAGUCACAACCGUCGUCCAACAGCCUCUCCUCUGCGGCGGCUGCGGCCGCGCUACGGAAUCUCACACCAACCCCGACGAAUGUUGAAGAUGUGCAGACCAAGCGCAUGGUCCAGCGACGGGCCUCGACACAAUCGCCGGCCAGCCCGAUGCAUGGCCGUCGCUCGGCGAGUGUUGGUGGUGGAACCCUCCGCAGGUCUAACAGUUCCAGCUCAAUGACCGCCAGAACAUUCCGGGAUUCAUCGCCGAGUCGCCCGUCCACAAGCUCCGGCGCCUCUGUACCCCAGACUCUGCCCGUCGAUGUCCCUCCGUUGCCGUCGCUGCCUAGCCAGUAUGCUCCGAGAAAGCUUGCUCCGCGCCGUGCCGCUAGCCUCGAGCCAUCCAUGCGAUCUCCACCGGCAUCCCCACCACGAGCAAACACACGAGGAUUGAGUGUAGAUCGGGAGAGUGCCUCGGGGUCGCCCACACAUACCCGCCUUCAAAGCUUGACAACAGUGCCAGAGUUGGAUCGCCCGAGUAGCCGAAACUCGGUCAAUUUCUCUUAUCCAAGGGGCUCGCGACCGAAUUCACCCACUCUUCCGGAGAAUCAACCUAUAAGUCUUGGAGGGACUGCUGUCCGCGAUGUAUCAUCGGUGGAAGUGGCCAGCGCUCAGCAGGCCCUUUCUCGGAUGUCGGAGAAACCGGUCAACGCGAGGUCAAAAGCAUCGGCAGUGGGGCGCUCCGAGGCAAGUCCUGCAAACAAGUCAGCUGGACUUGCAGCUGGUACUGCUAUCGCUGCCGCUCAAGCAGUUAGCGCGCAGAAGAGCAGCCCUCGGCCAGAGCCGGAUCAUGCAAGGGCUACGCGAACAGACCCUGGACCUUCGGCAACUAGCCCGCAGAGGCCGAAGGUCGAGCACUCGCGACCAAAUACGACAUAUAGCUCUGACACCGAGCAUUCUUCCUCCCGAACAGUCCCGAAUCAAUGGCCCUCCGGUGUGCCCGACCACGAGUCCCAAAUCCAGGAUGAUAUUGACAUCUCCCGCACUCGGGACGCCAGCAAGAAAUUGGCUAAUGCCUCUGUACCAACCGAUCAUCAUGAACCCAUUGCCACCCCACAAAGGACGCCUCAAGUAACACCACAUGCAUCACCGAACGCAGAAAAACAACCGACACCUCAGCAAGAAGCCCACCUCGAACAAUCCAGCAGCCCUGGCCGAUCGGCGCGAUUUGCUAAGUGGCUUUCUGUGACGGCAACGGGCGAACAAGUUCACGAGCCUCCACCAAGAUCACUUUCUCCCGUCAAAUCGGCCCUCAAAACUACACGUGGGAAUUCAUUGUCUCCAGAGAGGGCCGCCGCUGGCCGAGUUGGUCUGACCAACAGUGAACUGUCCGAUGGUGGCACCUCGAUUGCAUCUGAUGAGGGACCCCGGGUGGGUGUCAAGAAGCGAGCUGUUAAGCAGCCAGCCCCCCCAACAUCGCCAGAGGAGUAUGUUCCCGAGUCUCCACCAUCCAAAUCCAAGACUCGCAAGAAUUGGUUCAACGUGGUGAAGAAGAAGUCCCCGGCAGCCGAGUUCAUCACCAACGACGACGACUUUGAUGAUGUCAUGAAACCUCGACCCGCGCUUCCAUCGUUUGGCAGUGUUCGCGGGAAUCGAAAUGGAGGACCUGCCCGACCACCGAUCCCGAAUUUCAGUGACAAUGAAUCCACUAGCUCAUCUGAGGAUGAAGCCACCGCACCUUUCACAUCCUUCUCAAAUGACCAUGCCCUUGCAGGGAUUCUUCACCACGAACAGCAGGAGCCCUCGCAACCUCACGAUAGCAAAUCUGUGGAACGAAUGUCAAUAAUUGGAUCCGCCCCAUCUCAACAAGAUGCAGCUCCAGCCGAUAGGUUAGAUGGCGUGGCGAAUGGUGGUAUUGCUGAACAGCAACCGCACCCCAGUACUGAUUCUCAGCUACCUCCGCCUUCGAUUGCCGUGGAGCCUGCAACGCCUCCUGUUGACGAGCGCAAGAGUUUCGAUGUCCAGCGAUCAUCUCGAUCAUCUCUUGAGAAGUAUCAAAUCCCUGGUGGCUUCCCGCCAUCCAACUCGGAUCGGAGCCUUAAAUCUGCGACCGAAGCCCAGACUACCAAGAACCAGCCCGUGGCAAGCGCAAUUCCGAAUUUGGAUGAGGCGAAUAAAGACUAUAGCGACAGCAUCUAUACUGAGAGUGACCAUGACAGUAUCUAUAGUGAUGCUCCCGAGGACCCUGAGGACGGGGAUGGGUUUGGGUCAAUCAAUGCUAUUGUCGACAGUCGAUCAAUUCCCAGAUCAGCACCGCUGGAGCCGAUCGCCGAGAGUCGCGAUACUACACCAAGGCCUACGGAACGGACUGCAGUCGUCGAAAAUGACCCACAAAAUGCAAUCGAUCCAUCCGAAAUCGAUCGCUUCGCAACGCCGUCGGAAGAGCUGGUGAGCCGCCAGUCAGAGAAAGCAUCCCCGCCUGAAUCUCCAAUGAAUCUGCAAACACCUUACCCUCCUUUGUCGAUCGACACCCAGGCCCGACCAUCAAAUGUCUCAGACUUGCAAGAUCCUCGCUAUUCUGGCCAUACAAACGGUACUGGAAAUGGCAAACCUCGCCCGCUUUCUCUGGGCCCAGCUUUCCAGGCGCGAGGCCCAGGCCUUCGGCGUACAACGUCGAGUGGCAGUGAUUCAUCUAGUAGCUUCAAGCGUGCCAACUCUUCUACUCGAAGUGACGGCCCCCAUGCGAUGCGGCGGACUAUGAGAGGCAGUGCUGCAAAUGGUCAGCCGUCAUCUCCUUCGGCCAGGACGGAGUCCCCAAUUGAUCACCGGCCGCUUUCAUCUGGAUCCACGUCCGCGACUACUAUGAGGAAGACGCUCCGCAGCCCAGGUGCUGGUGGUGAGAAGUAUUCAUUCUUCUCCACGAACAAAAAGGCACCACGAGCGCGAUUUACUAAGCCAAUUCCCAAAGGGAUUCAAGGAACCCGAUUCGCAGAUUCGGACGAUGAGCGUGGCCAAGAUGAGCCUCAAGUCUUUCGCAGUCGUUUUGCAGAUUCCAGCGAUGAAGGAGAAGAACCCAACAAUGCCAUGCGACCUGUCCGUGGAAUCCCACGCCGCAGAGGUACAAAUGAUGGCGAUUCGACCGAAUUGGAGGACAGCUCGGAAGGAGAGCGUCACCAACACCCUCCUCAGGUGGGCGCAUCUCUCCUCAGACCCAUCCCGCCACGUUCUCGCGAUCGAAAUGUUGCGUCGCCGAACAUGUCUGGUAUGGCCGCCGUGGCGCGCCAGCGCGGCAUGACGCAACGAGAACUAGAGGAAUUCAUCAUGCAGCCCCCGCAGAGUCGCAAACCAUCUAUCCUCGCCCGACUCGGCUUGAAAAAAGGCAAGAACACAAACAACCGUAUCAGCAAGGUGGAUGCCGAAAGCCCGUCCCGAAGGGAUACGCCCCUCGAACGGUCGCGGCUGGAACGCGACCAGCUGCGAGAAGAGCCUUAUACGAAUGGAGUUCAGACGGGUAACCAGACAACCGUGACUGCAACGCACUCGGAGGCCCCGUCUUCGCCUAAGUUGAUGAAGAGGCUCACUAAACGGAACACUAUUGGAGGUGGUCAGCAAUGGCCACUUCGUCCCGAAGCCCAGCCACGAACGUAUACUCCCGAACCAGUCGUUGAGCCAAGUCACAGUCUCCCAUCAUCGCCUUUGCAAACGCAAAAAAUAGAGCCGGUGGCCGAACCAGCAGGACGCAACGGAAGCAUUACUGUCAAUGGCGGCAAUGCGCUGGGGACAACCUCCGUUCUUAAAGAGCCCGAAGCACCCUCAGUCGCAGCCGGUCCAGAUAUCAACGACGCUGCCUCCGAUAUCACGAGCACGACGAAUCCCGAGGAUCAGGGUGCUACAGUCCGGGACGUGGUGAUUGCCGGACCGGGACGAAAGAAGCGAUUCCCGAUGCUUCGCAAGGCUUUUGGAUUACGAAAAUGA